AACAUGGCAACCUCUGAGCAGCUCCAUAUGCCGUUUAUCUGCUGUAUCUGGCUGCCAUAGGUGGCAGUGUGUGUGUGUGUGUGUGUGUGUGUGUGUGUGUGUGUGUGUGUGUGUGUGUGUGUGUGUGUGUGUGUGUGUGUGUGUGUGUGUGUGAGAGAGAGUGUGUGUGUGUGUGUGUGUGUGUGAGAAAGAGUAUGUGUGUUCGGAGGCCGGUGUGUGUGUGUAAGUGUGUGCGCGCGCGUGUAAGCGUGUGUGUGUGUGAGUGUGUGUGAGUGUGUGAGUGACACACUGAACGAGGGAAACGACUCGGGCCGGAAAAAAAGCGAUGGCAAAGUGAAAGCAGAACGAGUCGGUGAGCCUGCGGGGUUCAGUGAGACCGGGAGCGGAGUGAGGAACCCGUGAGGAGCUGAGAUCAACCUUCAUCCACCUCCUCCUCCUAUUCUUCUUCUUGUUCUUCUUCUUUUCUGCCAUGCAUCAUCACCAUCAUCAUCACCAUCAUCAUCAUCAUCAUCAUCAUCAUCAUCGGAGGAGGAUGUAGACCCCUCGGCCUGCUCUGAACACAACCAUUUGAAUGGGACUUUUUUGGCUUGGUGUAUUUUGGUGAUGAAGCUUUUACAUGGAGCCCCAAAGACACCGACAGCGCGCGCGGCUUCCCGGACGGCACGAGCGCGAAACGGACAAGAUCUAGACUUUAAUUCGUGUUUUUUUUCGUGUUGAAUUGAGAAAAAGAGGCGAAUUCGGGGCCUGGGGAGGAGCCUGAAUCUCUGUGUUCUCUCUUUAGAGAUAAAUCUGAAUAUUUAACGCAUCUUGUGCCUGACGGAACCGGAGCAGGAUUGUGUUCUGUGUGUGUGUGUGUGUGUGUGUUCAGUGUGUGUUCAGUGUGUGUGUGUGUGUGUGUGGGGUUUGAUGGAGCUGGAGAACAUCGUUGCUAACACAGUGCUCCUUAAAGCCAGAGAAGGUGGAGGAGGAAAGCGGAAAGGGAGGAGUAAGAAAUGGAGGGAGAUCCUUCGCUUCCCCCACAUCAGCCAGUGCACAGAGCUGAGCAGAACCAUCGAGAGGGAUUACUUCAGCCUGUGUGAGAAGCAGCCCAUAGGGAGACUGCUGUUUCGCCUCUACUGUGAGACCAGACCAGAGCUGCUGAGAUGCAUUCAUCUGCUGGACGCCAUGGAGGACUACGAGGUGACGCCAGACGAGAAGAGGAAGAGUCGAGGAGACCAGAUCAUCAAGAAGUUCCUCACCAAGCAGUCCCCAGAGUGUGUGGAUGUAUUAGAGGGUCUUGCCGAAUGCUGCAGAGAAAACCUCGAGUUGAGUCCCUGCAAAGAGAUCUUCAGCGAUUGCCGCAAGGCACUACAUGACUACCUGGGCGGAGCUCCGUUCUCUGAUUACCAGAACAGCAUGUACUUCGACCGCUUUCUCCAGUGGAAAAUGCUGGAAAGGCAGCCGGUUACUAAAGACACGUUUCGACAGUACAGAGUGUUGGGAAAAGGAGGAUUUGGAGAGGUGUGUGCGUGUCAGGUGAGGGCCACGGGGAAGAUGUACGCCUGUAAGAAGCUGGAGAAGAAGAGGAUAAAGAAGAGGAAGGGCGAGUCCAUGGCGCUGAAUGAGAAACAGAUCUUGGAGAAAGUCAACAGCAGAUUUGUGGUGAGUUUAGCGUACGCGUAUGAGACCAAAGACGCUUUGUGUCUGGUGCUGACCAUCAUGAAUGGAGGAGAUCUGAAGUUCCACAUCUACAACAUGGGAACUCCAGGGUUUGAGAAGGAACGUGUGCAGUUCUACGCUGCGGAGAUCUGCUGUGGUCUGGAGCACCUGCACAGAGAGUCCAUCGUCUACAGGGAUUUAAAACCAGAGAAUAUUCUAUUAGACGAUAAUGGCCACAUCCGGAUCUCAGACCUGGGGCUGGCCAUCAAAGUGCCUGAUGGUGAGGCGAUAAGGGGUCGAGUCGGCACUGUGGGCUACAUGGCUCCGGAGGUGAUCAAUAACGAGCGCUACGGCAUGAGCCCUGAUUGGUGGGGUCUGGGUUGUCUGAUCUACGAGAUGACGGCGGGCCGCUCGCCAUUUCGCGCUCGCAAAGAACGAGUGAAGAGGGAGGAGGUGGAGAAACGAGUGCAAGAGGAAGAGGAGGAGUACAGUGACAAGUUCACAGAAGACACCAAAGCCAUCUGCAGGAUGCUUUUAGCCAAAGACCCUAAGCAGAGGCUAGGCUGUAAGACAGAGUGUGCGUUGGAGGUCAAAGCUCAUCCCUUCUUCAAGAAUAUCAACUUUAAGAGACUGGAGGCUGGAAUUCUGGAACCUUCCUUCGUGCCUGAUCCGAGAGCGGUGUACUGUAAGGAUGUGUUGGACAUUGAGCAGUUUUCCACUGUUAAAGGAGUCAAUCUGGACCAAACCGAUAACGAUUUCUACACCAAGUUCGCCACAGGCAGCGUCUCUAUACCAUGGCAGAAUGAGAUGAUCGAGACGGAGUGUUUUAGUGACCUUAAUGUGUUCGGGCCCCAGGGGACUCGGUCCCCGGACCUGGACUGGGCUCAACCACCCGAAGCUCCACGCCGCAGCCUGCUGGACCGCCUCUUCAGGAGGAACGUGAGGAUCUCCUCCUCCUCCUCACACACAGAAGAGCCGGCUCGAGAACACAACAGCUAACUACAGACCAGCAUCCAGAGACGACCGUCGCUCGCAGCCGAGUCUCGUCUUCCAGCGUCAACUCCUCGUUGACUCAGUGUCAGACUCCGCCCCCUAGUGGACAGACGCCUUCAGGACUACAGGGAACCAGAGCAAGUGAUGUAUAGAUAGAUAGAGAGAAAGACUUACGGAAAAGAGGAACGGGUUUUUUUCUCGUCCUUGAACAUGCCAACGCGUUCCCGCUGGAGGGCAGGAGACGAAGCGACUCAGCUUUGGAGACAAUAAAGACGUUUCUUUUUUUUUUUUUCUUUUUUUUUGUCUCGUUUUUUUUUUUUUUUUAACAAAAAAGGAGAACUUUUAGCCCUCACCUCAUGCUCCCUCAGGAUUGCUGGACCAGAAUUGAAAAAUUAAAAAAAAAACAACAAAAAAAAAAAACACAGAAACAAAAAGAGCCACUGACAAUGACAACUCUUUAUUAUUCAGGGGAUUUUACCGAGGCCUCCACAGGGAAAGGAGACGAGGGGAUGACGAGGGCUUUCACCCUUCGCUCGAGGAGGGAAAGGCUAACGGAGUGGACUGAAGAGACUCGACACACACAGGCUUUCAAUUAUUCACACUCUCUCGCUCUUUCCUUCUCCUCCGUCCCUCUAUCACUCGAUAGCUCAACGUGACACAAACCUCCGAACCUCCACAUUGCCUUGCGUUUUUACACUCAGGCCAAAGAUACGACACGUACGUAAAAGUUGGGUUGCUGUCAUUUUUAUUUGAGGUUAGGCCUAAAACAGCACAACUCUUGACACGCUUGUCAGUAUUUUCCACUCGUUCACGUUUAUCUAUCCAUAAAAGGGACGCUUUAUCUAAAAACAAAAAAGAAAAAACACUUUUCACCGGUAUAAUAGUUUACAGAAACAUUAAAAAAAUUACAAACAUUUAUGAGUAGGACUUCCUCUGAAAUCCUCAGUUUAGGUCAAGCUAACUAGUCAAAUUUUAUAUUCUUUCAAAAAAAUCCAGCAUUAACCAUCUAUCUGUUCAGCGUUUAGUAGCAAAGACUGUAAAAAAUACCGCUAGGUUAAUGUAUGUAAGCUAGUUAGUAACCGGCUAGUCCGCACUAGCUAGCUUACUAGCGUUAUUAUAGACGAUUCUCAGCUAGUCAUGUCAGAAAUCCUGUCAGGUUAGCUAACCAGCUAGGAUUUGUAGUGAAGUGAUAGUGUGAAGUGAAGUUAGCUUAUUUUAGUGAGCUAGUCCAUGUAAACAUGCGUAAAUAUGUUUUAAGGAUGAUCUCAGAAGACUUGCCAGGUUAGCUCAUCUUAGCUAGCUAGCAUUAAUAAUAACGGUAAUACCCAUUGUCUGGAUUGCAUUCAGCUUGUUCACGAUCUUUUUUUUUUUAGAUGAAGCGUCCCAUAAACACACACACACACACACACACACACACACACACACACACAUCUAGAACAUGUGGCAGCUUUAUAAGUUUGAGGACGGAGUUCAACCCUCACUAUCCACUAUAAUGAUGCUAGCAUUUACUUCCUGUGUUUGAUACAAUGGAAAUUAGCCAAAUAUGAAGACAGAAAAGUUGUGGUGGUCUUUUCAAACCAGCAGAUACACAGAUUGACAGCACAACAGCCAAUCAGGGAGAUUCACUUCAUCCAUCUCAUCAUAGAUAUUCACCCUUUAACAGUUUAAGGAUCAGAUUUAGAUCUGUGUGCCGGCGAUCAGCGACCUGCGGCUAAUCGGGCGACUUCGCUCUCUCUGUGCUGCCUAUUUAGCGUCAAUACCGCUAAUCCUGCAUUCACACGGCAGCCACGUGUUCGCCUCGCGUUGCCCACGUCGCUAGCCCGUCGGACGCUAGUAGGCACGAAUGCUUCGGCGUUACUUCUGGUUGCCAUGGUAACCCUGUUAGCACCAAGAUAAUAUCAUGGUCGCCUUCACUUAGGUCCUGUGAAGUGAAGUGAAAGCUGUGUUGCACAGUGCAGCUGAUAUUCAUAAAAUGAUUACGAUAUCUAUCGAUGCUAAACAAAUCAGAAUUAAUGGCUGAUUUGGUAGUGAAACACGAAACUUUGUUCAAACAGUUAUUUAAGCUAGAUAAAUUCAUUUAAAAAAUGUUUCUUCAAAUAUAAUUUUUUAAACAUUUUGUACCUUGUGAUAGAUUUCAAAGAAUUAAACAGAACGACGGUGCCACCGUGCCUCGCUCCUAUUGGCUAACGCUUUUCUUCUUAUUUGCAUAUUUCUAUUUUAUCAGAAUUGGUAGAUUCUCAAGCUAAAUAAUUCAGAGCUUAUUCUCUAAACACUGGUUCUGUUUAUACCUAGCCGGGAAAAUCUCAAAGUCGUGUAAUCUAGCUAAUGUUUACGGUGCACUAGAAUUACAACUCUGAGAUUAUUAAAGUAUCCGUCAUGUCCCUUAACUCCACCCACUUCUCUUUGCCAGUCGCCUGCUGCGGUGUGAACGCGGGCGAACGAUGAAUUUCUGAAUGUGCCAAAACCUUCUGGCAAAAAAAAAAAAAAAACAAGAACUUUGUUGUAUUUUUUAUUUUUUUUUUAUCUGUGAACAAUUACAGAAGUCACAGCGGAGGUCAAAGGAUGAGACGCAGAUUCUCGUUGGAGAUUUGUCGAAGAAGUCGAAGGAGCCGGAUUUGUGUUAUCAUGCUGCUUCUCUGACAGUAAAAUGCAUCGCAUCGUAUUGCAUUAUUAUCGUAUCAGACAGAACCGUUACAUUUCGAAACGGUGUAUUGUAUGGUACCGCGCCGAAAGCGACGCUAGACGUCUCACCCGACUCCUUCAAGAUGCUCAGUGACUCACAUGACUGAAAACCUUCACAGACAUCUUCAUCUCCACUCCACUCAUCUCCAGAUCGUUGCCGAACGAUGCUAACGCGUUGACCGACGCAGCUCUCCUUCCAGUCUGGGCUGUUUUUCCGAAGCCGAGACUUUUUCACCGUACUGUUUACACUCAGUAAAGCAGGUUCACCUUAAACCAGCAUACCUCAACACACCACUUCACUCAUCUACUUUCCACAGCAUCACACUUCUUCACCACUCUGUGUCAUCGACACACUCCAUGCAGUGGCUAACAGCUGCAUUCUUCUAGCUUCACAUGUAUCGUGGUCAAUUAUCAAGGAUUUUGACUGAAUGUCAACCGGAGUGCUUUUUCACAAUAUUAUUAUUAAAGAGAAAAGAAACGACAAACGGUGUAAGGGACGGGCGUUGGUGUUAAUAACCGCUGUGUUAUUGAACCGAUCGGUGAUUAUGGCGUGUUUCAGACAGGUUCCUUUGACACAAACAUCGAGAACUUCAAAUGUAAAGUCAAAAUUUCAAACUUUCUCAAGUUUCUAAAUGAAAGUGUGCCAUGUUUCUUAUGGAUAAACAUGUCUAGGUUUGUCAAUAUAGGCAUGUGCUGGAAAUUAAUAUUUCAAUCUAUUAUAUUUGUCAUCAGAUUCUCAAAAUAUCCGUCUGUGUAGCUACAGGCAGCCGGUUUAACCGUCAGUGCUAACGAUGCUAACCUAGCUAGCUGUCAGAAAGGAUUCAUGUCUUCUUCAUUACUGUGGGAAUAUUUUUGAUGGAGUCUUUGGAAAAGGAAAGUCCACCGUUUUAGUAAAAAAAAUAGUUAUUUAACACACAAAUUCUAUGCUAAUAUCGUGCUAAGUAUCCUUUGUGACCUGGAAGGUUAGCAUGGGCAAGGUUAGCAUGCCUGCUGAGCAGUUUUAGUGCCAUAAUCCUAGAUGUUUAGAGUAAACAUUAACAGGGAAUUGUUGUGAUUUGGUUAAAACAUUUCGGGUCCAUUUUUUUCUCCAAUUUUUUUUUUUUUGCACAGAUAUUCCGUUAUAAUAGUUGUACAGGGUCAGAGAGCCAGUUCUUUACAGAUAAGCUAGAUAUUUUCCAGUUGAAUUUGUUCUCCGUGGCAUUUAGUAGACAGGAAGGUAGUCUCUAGUCGUUCUGCAGCGCGUGAGGACAGGAAGAUUCGCGCGAGAGCCACGCGGCCCGGUGACGCAGAGUGUGUACAGGAUUGUGUCACGUAGCUGUUAGCGGUGGUGAGAUUCUGUGUCGUGCCACAAUCAGGGUUAUGUUGUGUGAUGGUAGAAUUGUUAGUGUUUUUUUUAAUUAAAGAAAAAAAGAUUAAGGAACCCCAUUUCUUUCCUGGAGUCCGGAGCACGGGGGAGGGGGGGAAUCAGAAACGCUCUGGAGGAUUUUUCUUUGCCGUUACUGCCUCGUGUCGUCCGUGUAGACCUGUUAGCGUAUAGUGAUGGAGCUUUGUGAUUCACUCCAGUGAUUUGAUUCUUUCGGAUGACUCAUUUAAGUGACUCAAGCUUUAUGAUUCUUAUUUAUCGGACUUGCGUUGCUAGAACGAGAGUUAUCUUGUAACAACAAACAGAAACGCUGACAGCUAGCAACUACACCUAUGAUAAUAAAAGAUUAUAGCAGUAACAAUCUGCUAAAGUUGUGCUGACUGACAAUUGACUACUCAGGUAGCUACAAUCAUUUACAGCAUUUAGCGAACGCCCUUAUCCAGAGUGACUUACAAUUUAUACAACUAAGGGAUAAGGGCCUUGCUCAGGGGCUCAGCAGUGGCAGCUUGGUAGACCUGGGAUUUCAACUCAUGCCCUUCUGGUCGGUAGUCCAACACCUUAACCACUAGGCUACCACAUCCCCUAACAAGUUAACCACUGAGCUAUUACAUCCCACAAGAAGUCACCACAAUCGCCACAAGAAGUUUUUGCUAGCUAGUUAACUUGCAACAAGCUAUUUAACUCGCAAGCUUGUUCAUUUCCUGUUAAUUUGAGGUCACACGAACAUAUUGAUUUGAUUUUCAUUGAGUCUGCUUCGUUUUCAAUACUAAAAUUCUCCCUAAACAGUUAAUUCAUGGAUUACUGAGGCAGCAAAUUGUUAGCUAGCUAAAUUCUGUUGACGUGGACACGAACACAGGAGCUCGCUGCCGUGGCCAACAUCACUAACUCCGAGAUAAACCAAGAUAAAGUUCCACAUUAUACUCUGUCUGUACUAGAUAUGUACAGGCUUCUGUUAUUUUACAGACAGUCAACACAGUGUUAGCUAAAUUUGAUUAGCCAACAGAAAUCUCGACAUUAAACAAUCGUGACGUCACCACAAUAGUUUGUUUAACGUUAACCAUUCGGAUUCAAUCGAAACUGAUUCACAUGAUUCACUUAAACGAGUCGUUCGAAGAGAGCGAAUCCUUUUCUCGCGAACGGUCCGUUAGCGUUAGCCGGAAGGAAGCCGUUAGCAUUAGUAGCUGCACUAGCGUAAGUGAUUGAUUAAGGCUGAUUAUGCUGUGGUGUUUUAGGUGUUGCAGUUUCGUUCAUAGAGUGUUUCCAUCCUGAGAAUGAUGGCGUUCUGAUGAGUUAUUAAGCAUUCGUAACCAUUUCAUAGCGAGGGCCUUGAUGAGGACAUAAUAACGACGUUGAGUUUAUUUGCUAAUAUGUCACUCCCCUGUGUCUUAUUUGGAGCAUGAAUUUCUAUUUCAAUGCAUUAGCAUUACACAUGUACACUUGAUGUAUUAUAAUAUUAAUAAUGUAUGCUUUCCAUAUGCGAUAUGACAAAUGAUUUGUUGUGCGACUGCGACUGGGCAUGUGCCGAUAAUCGUGAUCAGUUCAUGUGCCUGUGUAGAUGUGCGUCAUCUCAUGCUAGUAAACAUGGCUACACUGUAUAAAGAACUAGUUCACACUCGGUAAAGUAGUCUAGCUCACAUUAGCUAGCGUGAUAGUGAACCUGGCUAGCCAUGUGGCUAAAGACGAACAAAAAUGUAUAGAAUUUGUAAUUGCGUUCGCAGCGGUACACAAAAUGCAUUUGGAGCCCAAAUUUGGUAUAAAUAUUAGCUAGUUUUAGUGACGACGACACACCGAUUAUCAGCACAUGCCUAGCAGUGACUAAGAUAAUAUGCUGCAUUAAAGGGACAUUGCCUUCUUUUUAAACAGUGACCAAACUAUUAAAAAAAAAAAAAAAAAAAGGAAACGGAAGUGGAAUUUUUUCCCGUCGUCCCUCAACAUGACGAAAAGAUUAUUAUUAUUUUAUUUUAUUUUAUUUUAUUUUAUUUCAACUGCAGGAGACGACGGGAUUCGCGGUUCUCGUUUUUCAUUUCAAAAGUCAAAUCCAAACGAAGUGCCUCCUUUUUAGCCGUGCAGUCUGGGUAGUGCCCACGUCAAGGUUUGCACUUUGUGUGUCACUUCUGUCCGUUGUCUGUGUGCGUGACACACACACACACACACACUCUUACACACACACACACACACACACACACACUCACUCACAUACACUCUCACACAAACACACACAAACACACUUACACACACACUCUCACACACACACACUUACACACACACACACACACACACAUGUGAUUUGAAGAAAGCGGUGUUGUACUACGCUGAUUGCAUGUGAAGCCGAACCUGUCAAAGUCCUUCUGAAUAAAACCUGUGCUGGCCUGAA
Tachysurus fulvidraco (yellow catfish) is the source of this 9050-nucleotide messenger RNA. RefSeq names its product G protein-coupled receptor kinase 5 like (gene grk5l). Bases 907 to 2637 code for a protein of 576 amino acids. Gene Ontology annotation, biological process: regulation of signal transduction; signal transduction; protein phosphorylation. The transcript is spliced from 16 exons. Gene Ontology annotation, molecular function: ATP binding; G protein-coupled receptor kinase activity. Gene Ontology annotation, cellular component: cytoplasm. NCBI's taxonomy places the organism in Eukaryota, Metazoa, Chordata, Actinopteri, Siluriformes, Bagridae. The record is from RefSeq and is a predicted model, not a curated record.